Molecule: messenger RNA, 2635 nt
Organism: Archocentrus centrarchus (flier cichlid)
Lineage: Eukaryota; Metazoa; Chordata; Actinopteri; Cichliformes; Cichlidae
Gene: epor
Product: erythropoietin receptor
Biological process (GO): cytokine-mediated signaling pathway
Cellular component (GO): external side of plasma membrane; membrane
Molecular function (GO): cytokine receptor activity; protein binding
Source: RefSeq, a predicted model, not a curated record
AGCUCGGCCGUACGCACCUUAUCGCUCACAAGCAGGCGCGUAAUAACCGCGCCGCGCUAUCCAUGGUAUCUAAACACAAAACAAGCGAGAAGAGAGCCUCGGCAGAUGUAUUUGUGGCAGGUUGUUCUCCGGUGAUGCAGGUGGACGGCAGAGGACCGACGUCGUUCUGUUCCCAGAGAAGGCAAAAGGAUGACAUGUGAGCUCCUGAGCAGACUGUUGGCUCUUAGCGUGAUAUUUUGCGUCACGCAAGCAAGUUCCUCCGUCCAAGACGCACGAGAUUUCGAGGAGAAAGUGUCGAUUCUCCUGAAAGAAGAAGGAGAAAACCCCAAGUUUGCUGAAGGGAGGAAAGACUUCACGUGCUUCUGGGAGGAAGAUGAGGAGAGAGCUGGCUCUGUGGAUCAGUACUCCUUUACAUAUGCCUACCAGUAAAAUGAAAACAGCAGCAGGUGCCCGCUGAGCGCUGUUCCUGCAGCAGGUGGAAAAAUGCUGUUUGUCUGCCAUCUGAUCCGAAUUAAGAUGUUUGUCCAAAUGGACAUCCAAGUUCAUCGAGGAAUACUGAUCCACAAUCGCAGCCUUCUCAUCGAGCUCGUCUUUCUUCUGGACCCUCCUGCUAAUGUAACAGUGAGCAGCACAGGUCAGCAAGGUCUGCUGAAUGUCAGCUGGGUGCCACCUCCUCUGAAGUACAUGGACGACAGCAUGAUUUAUGAGGUCUUCUACGCUCUGGAUGACAGCCACUUCGGGCAGGUUGAAGUGGCCCGAGCAUGCUCAGAGUACAUCUUGAGAGGCCUGCAGUCAGGUAGAAGAUACAAGGUGCAAGUCCGUGUAAAACUGGAUGGGGUUAGCUACAAUGGCUACUGGAGUGCCUGGAGUGACCCGGUGUUCAUGGAAACUCUUCCUGCAGAAUUUGAUCCACUCAUCAUCUCCCUGACGCUCAUCAUCUCUUUCAUCUUCAUUGUGCUGUGUCUGGCUAUGCUCCUGUCCCAUCACAGGUUUCUUAUAAAGAAGAUUUGGCCAGUUAUUCCAACUCCUGACAGCAAAUUUCAAGGUCUUUUUACCAUUUAUGGUGGGAACUUUCAGGAGUGGUUAGGGCAGACCAAUGGAAGCUUGUGGUUGACGCCAGCGUUCAUCUACUCAGAAGAAUGCCCCUCUCCUCUGGAAGUACUCUCAGAACUCAGCCUAUGCCCCUCACUGCCCUCACCACCUUUGCCACCCAAGGCCUCUAGAGCUUUGAGUGCAGUCAGGAACGACGACAGGGACUUGCCAAAUGGACUUGAAGAGAGAGCGCUGUUGGACAGGGACAAAUCAGAUGGUGAGACAGGUGGGCAGAGAGCCACACUGCAUGACCACUGGUUAUUGGACCGCUUACGGCACUCCACCAGCACCCGGGUCCCUGGUUCCCAGUCUUCUCUGCUGGAGUCUCAAGACACCUACGUCAUCCUCAGUGCCAACAACAACGGUGAAGAUGAGCGUGUGGAUAGCAACCUUGAGGAAGGUUUGCCCCUUGAGGCUUUUUUUGCCUCCAGAAAGACAGCAUCAUGUGAAUCGCACUCUGACCUGGGAUCAGCGCCUCAAAGAUCAGGAUCAGGUUGCAUUUCUUCCCAGUCCAGCUUUGAAUAUCCAAACCAUGCCUGGAUGCCCAAAGGCCCUGGAUACACCUACAUGGCAGUUGCAGACUCUGUCUCUAUGGAUUAUAGCCCGAUGAGCAGAGUUGACGACAAUGGAAAAGUGGCUAUCUACGCCAAUGAGUACAAGAACGCAAUCCCUUCUCACAGGAAACCCUCUGCGAGGCAGUACCCUGUCCACGAUGAUGGCUGAGAGGGAGCUGAACUGUUUAAGGCAGGCUCGGGUAAAGGGAAUGUGGAUAUUCACCCAAAGGCUACAUCGCUUCCCAUCAACUGUUAGGAACGUAACUGGGGAGCUGACUGAUCUCAGAGUGUAAGCUGAAGGACUAAGGGAGUGAAUUCAAUGAGGAAUUUUGUAAAACUUUAUAUUAAGGCACACAUAUUCACCAUUAAGUUCUGAUUAGCAUGCAUACUGGUUAUUCAUCAUUAUAUAGCACUUAUUAAUGCUUCAUUCUGCACCAUAUUCUACAAAUACAAGUAAUUCUUAGACCUAGAGAUUGGUUGGCAAUCACCAGUCGCUAGAGAAAAAUGUGUAAUCCUUUACGGUUGGUGAGUGGAGGGGCCCUUCCACACUAAAAAGCCUGUAGGUUGAUUAAUGUGCAUAGGUUCCAUUCCCACUCGGUGGAAGAAGUACAGUAGUACUCUAUCUCCUUUAUUAAUGGAUAACAUAUUUUGUUAUCAUAUUAUGCUUAAGGCUUAGAAUAACUAUACUGCUUAAACAUGUAUAAUUUUCAGCUGACAGCGCGUGUCCAUUUAAACUGCACAGAAAAAAAUAACUUGCUCUUUGUUCUGUAUUUUAGUUAAAGUCGAAUUGUCAAUAUUUCAUGCUUCCAGUGCAGCAUAACAGAAUUUUAGGUGAACAAAACAGCGGGAGUUGGCCUCUGGAUUGCAUGUCUUGUCAAGAGGAACGCGACUUUCACAUUUCUUAGCUUACUUAUAUGAUUGUCAUUUGUAGGAUCAAACGUCAAGAUUUAAGUGUCUGCAGUCUUUAAUAAAUUGUGUUGUUUUCCACA